Molecule: messenger RNA, 843 nt
Organism: Drosophila sechellia
Lineage: Eukaryota; Metazoa; Arthropoda; Insecta; Diptera; Drosophilidae
Gene: lmgA
Product: anaphase promoting complex subunit lemming A
Exons: 2
Coding region: 559-816 (85 amino acids)
Biological process (GO): anaphase-promoting complex-dependent catabolic process
Cellular component (GO): anaphase-promoting complex
Molecular function (GO): zinc ion binding; cullin family protein binding; ubiquitin protein ligase activity
Source: RefSeq, a predicted model, not a curated record
UUGAUUUAAAAUGAACGUGCCAAAUACAAGCAUGGACGAAUUUACUUCAAUGUGGCCUAGUCUUGUCCCACUGUAACCUGUUGCAGUAUUGUGACACCUGUUCAAGCCUUGCACUUCUGGCUGCGUGUGUGUGUGACUGUAUGCGUGUGUUGGUGGAGUAAUUGAAACUUUUUAAACUUGCACCGUGCACACACGAAGAUAACCUCGCUACACGCUACACUCGUGUUUGCCUGCCUGCGUUUACUUAACGCUUUGAACGAUAAGCGCUUCUGCAAAUUGAGGCCACAUUCUCUGCACAGGUCAUCCCAAGUCGCACUGCUUGUCCGACAGCUUAGCUCAAUCUACACAUCGUCCAUCUCUAAGUCGAAUCGGCCAAUCGAUAAUCGGACCUAUCGACCUAUUUUCAGCAGCCUAACUAAAGAAAAAAGGCAAUAUUUUGCAAAAAACAUUCGGAAACGGUCGAAAAACACCCGCUUCAUUGGCCAAAGGAGCCGUAUUCCGUGCAACGCAAAGCGGCGACAAACCAGACAAUUGCAGUGUGAGACAAAUGUGCGCAAAAUGAAAGUGACAAUCAAGUCAUGGACGGGAGUUGCAACUUGGCGUUGGAUAGCGAAUGACGAGAACUGCGGUAUCUGUCGCAUGUCCUUCGAGAGCACCUGCCCGGAGUGCGCUCUGCCCGGUGACGACUGCCCGCUGGUGUGGGGUGUCUGCUCCCAUUGCUUCCACAUGCACUGCAUCGUCAAGUGGCUGAACCUCCAACCGUUGAACAAACAGUGCCCCAUGUGCCGCCAGAGCUGGAAGUUCAACGUGCAUUAAGAAGCUCGCGUUAUAGUUCUAGUUUCU